This is a messenger RNA of Fonsecaea pedrosoi CBS 271.37, 1119 nucleotides long. RefSeq lists its product as uncharacterized. The record is from RefSeq and is a predicted model, not a curated record. The coding region runs from base 1 to 1119 and encodes 372 amino acids. Gene Ontology annotation, molecular function: zinc ion binding; oxidoreductase activity. NCBI's taxonomy places the organism in Eukaryota, Fungi, Ascomycota, Eurotiomycetes, Chaetothyriales, Herpotrichiellaceae. The transcript has 4 exons.
AUGUCGUAUUUAUUGGGGCCCGACGCCAACGACGCAGCCGGCAAGGACGAGAUUACCUUUGACAUACCGAAAGAGUGCAAGGCGGGAGUCGUGGUGAAUGAAGGUCCCAAUUUCCACAUCGAGGUACAGAUGGUGCCCGUUCCAGAACCAGGUCCCGACGAAGUCCUGAUAAAACUCAACGUGACUGGCAUCUGCUUCUCAGAUCUCCAUUUCGCCAUGGGCGACCUGGGCCCGCCCAUGUCCGCGUUCGGCGUGCGAUCUCCGGGCCACGAGGGCGCCGGCGUCGUCGUCAAGGUAGGCUCGAACGUCAAGAAUUGGAAGGUCGGCGAUCGGGCGGGCAUGAAGCCACGCUGGUCCGUCUGUGGAGACUGCGACCUCUGUCUGGACGACAAGGAGGCGUACUGCCGCAAAUCGCAGCUCUGUGACCUGCUGAUCAACUUCCACAGCUAUGUCACGUCCCCGGCGCACUACACGCAGAGAAUUCCCGACGGCGUGGACGACUAUGCAGCAGCCCCCAUAAUGUGCUCUGCGGGAACCAUGUAUCGCGCGCUGCGUCUUGCGACUCUGAAGCCGAACAACUGGGCCGUGUUCCUUGGCGGAGGUGGCGGCGUGGGCAUUCAAGGCGUGCAGCUGGCCGCGGCGAUGGGGCUUCGACCGAUCGUGGUGGACACGGGAGACGAGAAAGAGAAGCUCGCCAUCUCUCGGGGUGCAAAAGCCUUUAUCGACUUCAAGCGCGUUGACGAUCCGGUCGCGGAGGCAGUCAAGAUCGCAGACGGGAUCGGAGCACAUGGAGUGUUCGUCACGGCGGGCAAUUCCUAUCCAUCCGCCAUCUCGUACACGGGCACACGCGUCGGUGCUGUGGUAUCGUGUAUAGGACUCCCACACAACAAAGAGCUUACCAUCGGAGCACCACCUACCAAAUUCAUCACUCAGGGACUGACCGUGCGCGGUUCAAUGGUGGGGAGUAGAGCCGACAUCGCCACGACACUUCAAUACGCCGCAGCUGGAAAGAUCUCUGGUGACCACACAAUCUAUCCGAUUGACAGACUCCCAGAGGCGGUGGAGAGGAUCAGAAGAGGUGAAGCGGCUGGAAGAGGCGUGGUGGAUUUUAACCUCUAG